Molecule: messenger RNA, 1248 nt
Organism: Magallana angulata
Lineage: Eukaryota; Metazoa; Mollusca; Bivalvia; Ostreida; Ostreidae
Exons: 6
Coding region: 1-945 (314 amino acids)
Molecular function (GO): scavenger receptor activity
Source: RefSeq, a predicted model, not a curated record
AUGGAUUCACAGGGAAUAGGCAUUGUUCUAAUGCCAUACUUCAUUUAUAUUGUAACUUCUAAUAGUACAGAGUGCUUUAACAAUAAAGCUGGAAUCUUUGAGUGCUGUCAAGAUUAUAGAAAUGUUUCUGGAAUAUGUGAAGCUUGCAUCGGUUCAUGGGGAACCGAAUGUCGUAACAACUGUUCAUUUGGCUAUUAUGGAUUAGGGUGUCGUUACCGAUGCUAUUGUAGUUAUCAGCAGACAUGCGACCCAAAACAAGGAUGUAUCGAGUCAUUCAAGGAACCCUCAAGCAGAACUCCAAACCCUGAUCUGGAUGACGUUACAAACUUAGAGGCCUACUUGCUAGUUGCCAGUGGUCUUCUGAUAUUACUUUUGCUGUGUACUAUUUUUAUUUGUAAUCGUAAAAUGACAAAGCAAAGUAAACCGAUUCAAUCAUAUGCAGAUGGACAAGAAGACAUCUAUGAUGAUAUCAGGGGCUCCCGAAUGGUUGAUAAUAAUAGUGAUCCAUUGACAAGAGUCUGUAAUUUGCCUCCAAGCAUGAAUGGAGACAAAACUUCAAUAGAGAAAAACAGAUUGACAAAAGAACGAUCUAACCAGACUAAACUACCACUAAGACGUUCUAGAACGCUGGGUCCAGGGGGAUAUGGACAUUGGUGCAGGGGAUCUGAUAAUUACAACCACAUUGAUUUCAAAAGCGUGAAACCAUUGUACGCGUAUUCAAAUACUAUGACAAACCAUUAUGACGUUUUCAAGUCACCAAAUACACCCUCUGAAACUCAAUCAAACGAUAAAGAAUGCGAUGGAAACAAACAGAUUGAAGAGGACAUAUUUGGAAAUAAUCAAAGAGGCAUAGUUCACCCAAUCAGAAAGAAUCGAUCUAUGGUGAAUCGUCCGUACAGUUCAGUGAAAUACAACAGAAAAAUCAGAAUGAAUGAAGAACAUUAAAAUUAUGACAAACAUUUAGAGUUUAUUUGAUUCUAAUGACUAUAACCAUGUUUAAUAUACCUUAAUGGUAUCUUAUAGUUUAAUAAUUAUGAUACUUAUGAUAUAAUACAUAAAAAUACAUACUAAUUAGUAACAUUUAGUAAAUAUGCAUAUGCAAUAUUAAAGAAGAAGUGUUUGUUCUCCUUCAAGGGAAGAUACAAAAUCAAAAUUGAUGUUUUCUUUCCGAACGUAUUAUGAGCAGUAACAGUUUCACCAUAUUGUUUCUUCCUCAUUAAAAUAUUGUCACGAAAUAUUGUAGUUGUA